AUGCCGAACCUUAGCUCUGAAGAUGGGCAAUCGUCCGAGGAAUCGAAAGAGCAUAUGUUUAAUGAGCAAACAAAUUAUGUUUCGACUCGCAAGAUCAUAACGAUCUUUCUAGCAUGCGCCAGCGUCGACCUGGUGGCACUGAUGGACCAAACGACGCUGGCAUCAAGUCUGUCCAUAAUAGGGAACGAUUUGAAUGCCGGUAACCAAACGAGUUGGAUAGCAGGUGGCUUUUUUCUGACCUCAACCUGCUUCCAGUUACUUUACGGACGUCUUUCCGACAUAUGGUCUCGGAAGGUUAUGCUCUUCGUAGGACUGGCCAUUUUCUUCUUUGGAUCCUUAGCUUCCUCCUUCGCCCAAACGGCCCUUCAGCUGAUAAUAUUCCGCGCCUUCACAGGUAUUGGGGGGGGCGGGCUAGCUAAUGUUGCGCAGAUGAUCGUAAGCGAUGUGGUUCCGCUGAGGGAUAGGGGCAAAUAUCAAGGAAUUCUAGGAUCGGUUGUCGCGCUAGCGAAUGGCGUUGGCCCUGUUAUCGGGGGUGCCCUAUCGUCUAUCUCGAAGGAUUCAUGGAGAUGGAUAUUUCGACUUAAUCUUCCACUGACGAUCCUAACGACACUAUGUGUGUUAUUCUUCAUGCCACUUCGAAAGGUAGAAGGGAAUUGGAAGGUCAAGGUGAAAGCCAUCGACUUCUUCGGGGCGUUCCUUGCACUUGCAGGAGCAACAGUCUUUCUCCUUGGGUUGAUAUGGGGAGGAGGUGAAUAUGCGUGGAAUUCGGUCCAUGUCAUUUCCACCUUGGUUAUCGGGUUCGCAGUAUCCGUGAGCUUCGUUUUAUGGCAAUGGAAAGGCGCAUCUUACCCUCUAGUGCCCAUGGUCAAUGGCUGGAACUUCGUUGUCCAGAUUUAUUAUAUCCCAACAUUCUAUCAGCUGGUAUAUGGAUACUCGGCUACUAGAUCGGGAGCUCUCCUUUUGCCAAUCGUCCUUAUGCAGACGCUAUGCAGUACAUUAUCUGGCCUCAUUGUUCAUUGGGUAGGCCGGUACCGGGAGUGCAUCCUGUUUGGAUGGCUUACCUGGGCUAUCGGCCUUGGACUUUUCUCCACACUCGAUGAAUCAUCGGGCCUAGCCAAGCAGAUUGGCUAUGGUAUACUUACUGGAGUGGGAGUCGGAAACACAUUGCAGCCAUCUCUCAUAGCUAUCCAAGCAGGAGUCCAAAGACGGGAUAUGGCAGUUAUCACGUCCUUUAGGAACUUCGUGAGGAAUCUCGGAGGCACGCUGGGUCUAGCAGUUUCCGGGACAAUCUUGAAUAACAUCGUGGUAUCAUCGCUCUCGUCUCUUAACCUCGAUGAUGCCGACCACAAAGCACUCGUGCAGAGUCCAAGCAACUACCUUGCGACACAUAACCCUGAAGAGGCCAAGAGAAUUCGCGCCGUUCUCCUUCCGGCAUACCAGAAAGGGUUUCGGAUCAUCUUCAUAUUAUGUUCAAGCCUUGCUGUCGCGGCAUUUGUCCUGGCGUUCUUCUUAAUGCCUCAUAUCACACUGAAGAGGCCUGAUGACAAGGCAUUGAAGGAGGAGGCCAAGUCGAGAGAAGAUGCCACAAGGCUCGUACAGUAUAGAGCACCUAGUUAG
Arthroderma uncinatum is the source of this 1617-nucleotide messenger RNA. Its product is annotated as tetracycline efflux protein. Bases 1 to 1617 code for a protein of 538 amino acids. Gene Ontology annotation, biological process: transmembrane transport. The record is from RefSeq and is a predicted model, not a curated record. Gene Ontology annotation, molecular function: transmembrane transporter activity. The transcript is spliced from 8 exons. Lineage: Eukaryota; Fungi; Ascomycota; Eurotiomycetes; Onygenales; Arthrodermataceae.